Messenger RNA from Cutaneotrichosporon oleaginosum, 1656 nucleotides. RefSeq lists its product as uncharacterized. NCBI's taxonomy places the organism in Eukaryota, Fungi, Basidiomycota, Tremellomycetes, Trichosporonales, Trichosporonaceae. Gene Ontology annotation, cellular component: endoplasmic reticulum. Gene Ontology annotation, biological process: GPI anchor biosynthetic process. The record is from RefSeq and is a predicted model, not a curated record.
AUGGGCGCGGACAGGCGCGCCAACGGGCGCAAGCACUACAUCUCCGAGCUUACCGUCGACAUCCCGGGGUCGAAGCGACGCGCUGAGAUCGAGCCCCCUCCCAGCCGCUGGCGCACGCUCGAGUUCAAGUUCUACACCCUCGCAUUCAUCGUCGUCGUACCCCUCCUAGUAUGGUCGCCAAUCAACCUCAGCUCGCCCCACAACCCCAACUAUCCCUACUACUCGUACAGACUCUCUCUGGGAUGGUGGUUCUUGCCAGAAGUGGACGACAGCGACCCGCAGUAUCGCACCUUCCGCUCCGGAUUUCCCUCACUCCUCGCGCUCGCCGCAGCGUUCCUCCUCCCCUCACACCUCAUCCGCAAGGCCGGAUUCACGAGCGCGUCGGCGCGCGCGAACUUUAUCGUCAUCUUUGCGCUGAUCAUGCUAGUGGCGCUGCAUGGUGUGAGUGCGUUCAAGGUCCUGGCCAUCCUCGGUGCCAACUUUUAUGCUGCGCGGGCUCGAAAGCCCGCAGCCAUCGAGCGCGCAUGGCCACUUGUUGUCAUCGUCGGUAACAUGCUUAUCCUCUUCGCCAACGAGAAAUUCGACGGGUACCAUUUCGGGGCCUUGCACUCGGGGCUGAAAUCACUCGACGACCUCAAAGGCGCGUACCCUCGCUGGCACAUUACGUUCAACAUCACAAUGCUGCGCAUCGUGUCCUUCGCCCUCGACUACCACUGGCGCACGCAACCGCAGUCGACUCCUCCCACGGACCAGCGGGGGCGCGCAGCUCAAGCUCAUCCCGAGGCCGAGUACAACCCGGUCAACUAUCUCGCCUACACGCUGUAUCCGCCGCUGUACAUUGCAGGCCCGAUAAUGUCAUUCAACGACUUUGUGUGGCAGCUCCAGCGCCCGCUGGACAUCUCGACAUCCGACCGUCUCAAGUACCUCCUCCGAUUUGCAUUCUGCAUGAUCACGAUGGAGACGAUCAUACACACGAUGUACGUCGUCGCAAUCAAGGACGCACGCGCAUGGGUCGGCAUGACGCCUGCCCAGCUCAGCAUGAUCGGCUUCUGGAACCUCGUGAUCGUCUGGCUCAAGCUGCUCAUCCCAUGGCGCUACUUCCGCCUGUGGGCGCUGUUCGACGGCGUCGACGCACCGGAGAACAUGGUCCGCUGCGUCGCCAACAACUACUCGGUCCUCGGCUUCUGGCGCUCCUGGCACAGGAGUUACAACCUGUGGAUUGUGAGGUACAUCUACAUUCCUGCCGGUGGCGCCAAGCGCGUCGUGUUGUCGACGUUCCUCGUGUUCACGUUCGUCGCGCUGUGGCAUGACCUCAGCUUCCGCCUGCUGGCGUGGGGCUGGCUCGUCACGCUCUUCAUCAUCCCAGAAAUCACCGCCCGCGCCCUGGUUCCGGAAAAGAAGUACGGCGACAGGUGGUGGUACCGGCACGUCGCGGCGAUGGGUGGUGUGGUCAACAUCCUGCUGUUAAUGGGAGCCAACCUUGUCGGCUUCGUGCUGGGUCUUGACGGCAUGCAGCACCUCAUCCACCAACUCGUCACGACGCCGCAAGGGUGGGCUUUCAUGGCAUUCGCAACAUCCUGCCUCUUCAUCGGAGUGCAGAUCAUGUUCGAAUACCGUAACGACGAGGCACGGCGGGGCAUCGACAGGAGGUGUUAG